Messenger RNA from Rotaria sp. Silwood1, 357 nucleotides. NCBI's taxonomy places the organism in Eukaryota, Metazoa, Rotifera, Eurotatoria, Philodinida, Philodinidae. The record is from the annotation of a GenBank genome assembly.
AUGAUGUAUCAUUAUUCAUGUUUUCAUCUAAUUAUUAUUCUUGCUCUUUUCAAUUUUUACUGUUAUUCAUUACCUAUACCACAUAUUGAUCAAAAUAAAAUAGAACAAAUAUUAUCAUCAUUGAAUUUGAACGGACAAGAUCUAUUAAAACCAUUGGCUAUUAAUAAAAAUGAUCGACUCGAUUAUUUGAAUAUAUUAUGUGUACUUUAUGAUGAUUGUUAUGAUAAAGAUCAACAACAUUUUAGUCAUACAAAUAUAAAACCUAAACGUCUUAUGUCGAAUUUAUUUCAUGGUAUUCCGAAAUUUGGCAAACGUGCAUUUGCAUCAGCAUUUUCUGGUAUUCCAAAAUUUGGUUAA